Plectropomus leopardus (leopard coralgrouper) is the source of this 2308-nucleotide messenger RNA. RefSeq names its product LBH regulator of WNT signaling pathway (gene lbh). The record is from RefSeq and is a predicted model, not a curated record. NCBI's taxonomy places the organism in Eukaryota, Metazoa, Chordata, Actinopteri, Perciformes, Serranidae. Gene Ontology annotation, cellular component: nucleus. Gene Ontology annotation, biological process: positive regulation of DNA-templated transcription.
CACAGCUGAGGUGAUGAUCAGACGCUCCGAAUUAUAGAGCUGCGCGUUGUGCACAGACUUUGUCGCGCGGUUAGUUUCGGUUAACGUGCGCGUGUUGUGCUGCCUGACAGAGAAAAGACAGAAAAGUAGAGUGACGUCCGCGGCUGUAAUUAGUUCCCUAAUCAGCAGAAUUGCCAGCAGGUGUGAAUUCAUGUCUGUAUUUUCCCCGCAGAUAUACUGCCCAGUGUUUGUGCCCGGCCGAGAUAUGACUGAGGUGAUGAUCAACAGCACCCCCAUGGAGGACAUGAGGCUCAGCCCCAGCAAGGACAGACUCUCCUUUCAGAUAUUCCCUGAUCCCUCAGACUUCGACCGUUGCUGUAAGCUCAAGGAUCGGCUGCCAUCUAUUGUAGUCGAGCCAACGGAGGGAGAAGUCGAGAGCGGGGAGCUCCGCUGGCCUCCAGAGGAAUAUCUGGUCAGCGAAGAGGAAGAAGAAGAAGAGGAGGAGGAAGAAGAGGAACAAAAUAAUGGCAUCAUCCAAAAUGGACAACCAACACAGAAUUCUCAGCACUAGAGGCUGUGUUGCAGCACCCAUCCUCCCUUGUUCCCUCUUUUCUUUUUGAUAGACUCUUCUUUUCCCACACUGGUUACACUGCACCUCAGCACUCCCGACAGACUGGCAGACACACAUGCCGUGUCUCAUGAUGCCAUCUCGUUGCUCUUGACACCAAAGCAUCAAUCUCACAAGAGAAGCAAUACACACACAUUCUUACACAAUAAUUUAUCCUCCUGGAGUACAAAAACCCACAAAAUCAGACUUGAAAAGAAUGGACACGCACAGCUGAUAUUCCUGCAGUGUGCGCUCAAACUACACUUAAAAGCUCUCCAGCUCCAUGACCUUCAUCUGCACCUCCACCAUCUCAGAUGUCAUGGAGAGCUUGCAAACAUAUAUCCUCCCACUGUUUGUGUCUCGGCCCCGGAACAGACGUCCUGUUGGACAGCGGCAGCUCAGUGCUCCAUGGACAGCUCUUACACUGCAGGGGGGUCCAACUGCUCUGUACUUUACUCCAAAAUGGCUGGCGUUAUGACCCCAGAGACUUCAUACUUGCAUACAGAACUAUUGUGGUACCCGUGGGGAUUAUCGUCUAUAGUGUCCAUACCCGUGUUCACUUUCUGGACUGAUAUGUUCAUUAUUGUGAUUGCCACUGCUGUCCAUAGAUCUGUCUGUUUCUGAGAAUGUUUUGUGAUUUGUCUGGUUUUUGAGAAGUGGGUGUUUUGUGUAAAAUGUUACCAGGACCCCUCCCUUGUCUAAAGAUUUUUUGUGACCUUACAUCAGACAUUCAUAGUAAAAAAGCAACCUAGAAUCAUUUUAGAGAAGUGAGCAGAAAGAAAAUAAACCAGCAUGCUAUGCGAUAAAUUCAUUGUACAAAGGCUUGCAGUGAGGACUAAGUCAUGCUAUGAUCCUCUCAACACAUCGGCCUUCUGUGAGCCUCAUGACAAAAGCAAAACAGUGCAACAUGGAGAACACAAUCUGACGCAAGCAGGUUUAUUGUUCAAAAGGGCAAAGCUGACCAAGGACUGCAAAUUGUUUGUUUUGGUUUUUAAAAAAAAAAAAAAAGCAGUUGAUGAAGCAAUGUACAGACCCAUUGAAGGAAGUGUAAAUAGUUGUUCCCGAUGAACCAACCCCUGCGGCCUUGUAGUGCGCUCAUCUUGUUUGUACUAUGGUUGACAUUUUAGAAAGAGCUGUACACACCUGAACUGAAAGUCUCGCCUCGUCUUCCUUUUUUCUUUUUGCAAACAGCCAUAAGUUUGACACGAUGAAGUUCAGGUCACGUAUAAUUCACACUGUAGGACAGAGCUCACAAAUAAAUAAUAUCUGACAGUAUUUAAGUUUCGUCCAGAUGUUUGCCAAAAGCUGUUAAUGGGGAAUCUUAUUUGUUCUCUGGUAGCAAUGUCUUGUUUUAUUUGUCCAUGCUGCAUAUUCAGAAGUUGAUGUUCUUUGGUUCACUCUCUAAAAUCACCACUUACUGUUUGUGGAAGUCUCGUCUGUCAAUUUGUGGAAAAUAUUUCACUUUUGUGUACACAAUAUGAAAUCCUGUCGUACAAGCAUGAUUGAGAUAUGUCUGUCUUUUUGUAAUUUCUCAUUUGAGUGGCAUUAGGGCUGUGUACAGAACAUCUCUCUUUCUCCUGUCUGUCACCUGCAGGUCCCACAUUGUUUUUGUAAAGCUCAGGGAGAUUAGCCGCCAUCUUUCUCUUGUUUUUUUGUAUUUAGACCACUUUUCUCUGUGACAAUUACAGAGGCUGUAAAUAAACAUUUGAAUUUGCUAUCCAA